UAACGAUAUACUUCAUUGUCCCUUUUCUUGCUCGUUGCACGUGUUAGGAAUUUUUCAAAUUCACCUGUUUGGUUCUCUUAGCAAAAACUGAUGGAACCUAAUUUUGAGCGAGGCUUUUCGCUUCAAGAAGCCCUAGAAAUGGCAUAUAAUGACGACAUUGAUAAAAUUUUUAUUGAACCCCCUGAUAAUGGAGGUAUCACGGACGAAAACUCGGGUGACGAAGACUCUGGUGACGAAGACUCGGGUGACGAAGACUCGGGUUACGAAGACUCGGGUGACGAAGACGGUGGAGGCUUGAUUGACAAUUUGCCAGGUUCCCAAUUGAGAGCACCGGCUGAAGUCAGGCUUGUAAAUUCAAGCACCCCUGAAGAUAAUUUAUUAUAUUCCACUGCUCAUGCUAGCACCUCUUCUGGAAAGUCAAAAUUAACUGAGAAGAUAGAGUAGAUAAUAGGCGAUUUUGACAAAAAUUUUAAUCAUCGUGAAUUUCCUGCUCCAAACUUUGACCACUAUCACAAUUUCUCACCAGUUGAGCUGUUCGAAAUGUUUUUUGGUGAUGAUGCAUAUGAACUACUACAAACAGAAAUUAACAACUAUGCACUUUUCACCAAUUGUACUAAUCCACAAUUGUCUCAAGACGAAAUAAAGUGUGCUAUUGCAAUUCUUAUAUUGAGUGGAUAUAACGUAUUACCUGGAAAACGAAAUUAUUGGGACAGC
Molecule: messenger RNA, 714 nt
Organism: Zophobas morio
Lineage: Eukaryota; Metazoa; Arthropoda; Insecta; Coleoptera; Tenebrionidae
Exons: 2
Coding region: 91-444 (117 amino acids)
Source: RefSeq, a predicted model, not a curated record